Messenger RNA from Argiope bruennichi, 694 nucleotides. RefSeq lists its product as uncharacterized. The record is from RefSeq and is a predicted model, not a curated record. The transcript has 3 exons. Lineage: Eukaryota; Metazoa; Arthropoda; Arachnida; Araneae; Araneidae. Bases 93 to 503 code for a protein of 136 amino acids.
GAAAGAUGAAACACGCAUUCGGUGUUCAGUUCCGUUUUAGGGAUUUCUUUCGUAUCUUGAGUUGGUAAAACACUGCAAAAAUCUAAAUCAUCAUGCAGGUCCAGAUCAUUACUAUUCUUCUUGUUGCUGUUGUUUGCUGCAGUGCAAAUAACUUCGGAUUUUAUGGUGUAAGUUAUGCUCCAAAUUCUGUAGCUCCCUAUAACGCGUAUGCCCCAGCAUACAAUCCUGCUGCCACAGUGAAAGUCACUUACGUCAUUCCAUCAGAUGUCGGUAACUACGUGGUCGUAAGCGAUGUAGCUGGUGCUGCUCCCGCAGCUACCUACGCAGUGGCUGACCCUAGCAUUGAAAUUAAAGACGCAGUAGCCCGCUACAUUGCUCCCGCAGCUACCUACGCAGUGGCUGACCCUAGCAUUCCAGUUAAAGACGGAGUAGCCCGCUACAUUGCUCCUUUAAGAUCCACUGUUGCAUCUUCCGCAAACAUCGCAUACAUAGUCAAGAAAUAAACAAACAAAUAACAUUAUCCUUUCUGAUCUGCUCCGAAGAAACUGAUUCUCCUUACUGUUCGAAUACCUGCCUCAAGAUCCGGUUUUAAGCAUAAAAAAUGUUUGGGAAUAAUUCAUCAAUUUUAUGGGCUAUUUAUAAAAUUUCAUUUUGUUAUAAUGUAUAGUUCUAUGAAUAAAGUGGUUGAAACGAA